Williopsis jadinii is the source of this 1628-nucleotide messenger RNA. Its product is annotated as OSBP family protein. The record is from RefSeq and is a predicted model, not a curated record. Gene Ontology annotation, cellular component: cytosol; cortical endoplasmic reticulum; membrane. Lineage: Eukaryota; Fungi; Ascomycota; Saccharomycetes; Phaffomycetales; Wickerhamomycetaceae. Bases 302 to 1567 code for a protein of 421 amino acids. Gene Ontology annotation, molecular function: sterol binding. The transcript has a single exon.
AAAGGGACAACCCGCACGUUUACUAAGGACAGCCAAAACAAAGGACGAAACGUCGAUAGUUUCCCUGUAACUCGUUUCCACCCCUGUCUUCUUUCCAGCAUAGAGCCAGUCGUCAAUUGCAAACAAGCUUAGUUUAGCUUCGAAGAGCAAUUAACGUUAUUUCCCAUCCCCCCACCCAACCCACCAACGUCUUGUUUUUUGUCUUUUCAUUUCCCUCCUUGUCUGUUUUUUUGUCUUGCUUAAUUCCACAAGACGAACAAAAGGGGACAUAAAGUACACACACAAAAGGGGAUUAACCAAGAUGGCCAUCCAUAAAUCAAAGUCCAAGACGGCGCCAUCUAACGCGGAGGUCAACACUGAAGACAUAGAUGAAGUUGAUGAACAGGGCCAAAGUAUCCUGAUGGGGAUAAUCACCCAAUUGCGCCCAGGAUGCGAUCUUUCCCGAAUCACUUUGCCAACGUUUAUCCUCGAAAGGAAGUCAAUGUUGGAGAGAAUCACCAAUCAGCUACAACAGCCUGAUUUCCUAUUGGAGGCACAUGCCGCGGGAACUCCGCUGGAGAGAUUCUUAGCAGUUGUCAAGUUCUAUCUCAGUGGAUGGCACAUUGCUCCAAAGGCUGUGAAGAAGCCACUGAACCCUGUAUUGGGUGAAUUCUUCACCUGCUAUUGGGACUUGCCGAACGGCCAGCAGGCUUAUUACAUCUCGGAACAGACAUCGCAUCAUCCCCCAAAGUCUUCAUACUUCUACAUGAUUCCAGAUUCCCACAUUAGAAUUGACGGCUCCGUGCUUCCGAGAUCGAGGUUCUUGGGUAAUUCUACAGCUGCGAUGAUGGAUGGAUUGACAGUGAUCCAAUUCUUGGACAUCAAGGACUCAAACGGCAAGCCUGAGAAGUACACGCUGACACAACCAAACAUGUACGCACGUGGUAUCCUUUUUGGUAAGAUGCGUAUAGAGAUGGGUGACCAUAUGGUGAUCAAAUGCCCUUCCACUGGAUACAGCAUCGAUAUUGAGUUCAAGACAAAGGGGUUCAUCUCGGGUACUUAUGAUGCAAUCGAGGGAACCUUGAAGGACGCUAAGAGUAAAUCCCUUUAUGAAAUCACUGGUAAGUGGAAUGACGUUAUGAACAUCAAGGACUUAUCCACUGGUAAGAAGUCUGUGUUUUUGGAUGUCAAAAAGACAAGUCCACAGCCUCCAAAGGUCCAUCCAAUGGAGGAACAAGGUGAUUUUGAGUCGAGAAAACUAUGGAUACACGUUACAGAUGCUCUUGGACAUAGAGACCAUACCGUGGCAACAGAGGAGAAGUUCAAGAUCGAAGACGCACAGAGAGAAGCCGCAAAGAAGAGAGCUGAGGAAAACGUUGAGUUCCAUCCAAAGCUGUUUAGACCAAGGGAAUCACAGGAUGAUGAACUCGAAUGGUACCUGUACAAACAUAUUCCAAAUGACGCUCCACCAAUAGAACAAGCAAAACUUAUCCUGGAAUCGGUGCCUAUUCUUCCAGGCCAGAGGUUUACUCCAGAAUUUGAGAUUCCUGCUUUCGAAAAGAUGUCAAUCGGAUCAAAGAAGAAGUAAUUUUGGUUCUUGUUUUCUUUUAAUUCACAUUUCUUGUUAGUUUAUUUGCUUUCGUCUACAC